Messenger RNA from Recurvomyces mirabilis, 1683 nucleotides. RefSeq lists its product as uncharacterized. The record is from RefSeq and is a predicted model, not a curated record. The transcript is spliced from 2 exons. NCBI's taxonomy places the organism in Eukaryota, Fungi, Ascomycota, Dothideomycetes, Mycosphaerellales, Teratosphaeriaceae. Gene Ontology annotation, molecular function: protein binding. Bases 1 to 1683 code for a protein of 560 amino acids.
AUGUCGUCUCGUUACCACAUAAAUCAACGACUAUCCCUCAAGGGCCAAGCAUGCACAAUUCGUUUCACAGGCUUAGUGAAAGGCAAGUCCGGAGACUGGAUAGGUGUCGAGUGGGACGAUCCUACUCGUGGAAAACAUGAAGGGAGCCAUGGAGGCACGUCGUACUUCUCCUGCCGCGGCGACUCUCCAGCGUGUGCGUCUUUCCUACGACCAAAUCAACCAUGGGAUGAGCCACGGACUUUUCUGGAAGCGUUGAGAGAGAAGUACGUAGAGCGCGCCGAUGUUGGGGGAGACGCCAUCUAUUUCUCCUCGAAGCAGGCCGAAGAGGUUGGCUUCGAGAAAUUUGCCAAUCGCCAGGCGAAGCUUGAAGGCAUUAAGGUCCUGGUUUUGAAUCGCACGAGAAUUCAACACUCUGCCAGCGACCCAGAUGUCGAUACUAUCGCAGACGUAUGUGCUGAGAUUACAGAUUUAGACAUUGGAGGGAAUCUGUUCGAGUCCAUACAUGGAGUGGUGGACUUGUGUCGACGUUUGCCGAGGUUGAGAAAGCUGGUUCUGGAUGGAAAUCGAAUGGUGAUUGAUGAUGACUUCCUGGACCAAGAGAGGAACCCGGCCUUCGUCCGAAUCAGCGAAUUGAGUCUGUCAAAUACAUUCCUCGACUGGGAAAAUGAGCUCCAUCCAAUGGUCCAGCGCCACUUCGUCAGUAUUCGCAGCCUGAAUUUCAGCGACAACGAAUGCGGCCAUUUUGUACCUUUUGAUGAACCACUAGGUCUUGAUAUAUCCACUCUGGACCUAUCUAACAAUGAGGCCGAGAACAUAGAGAACAUCAGCGGUCUAUCGAAUGCAAACGUUCACACGUUGAUCCUCAAGAACAACAGGAUCGACUCUAUAGGCGACACAGUACCUCUAGCUUCAAUCGUCGAGCUCGAUGUUCGUCACAACGCAAUUGCCUCAUUCGACUUCAUUGAUAUGCUUCCCACUGCCUUCCCAGCCUUGCGCCACCUGAGGACUACAGGCAACCCUCUCUACUCUAAUCUUCGAUCUCACGAUGGCAAGCCACUGACAACUGAAGAUGGAUAUAUGCUCACUAUAGCUCGCUUACCACAGCUGAAGACGUUGAACUAUAAGAAGGAGAGAUUGAACGCCGAGACUUACUACCUCAAUACUGUUGCUCAGGAGGUGUCCAAAACUUCUUCUGAAGAGGAGAAGGAGAAGACGAUAGCGCGGCAUCCGAGGUGGAAAGAGCUGUGUGAGGAGUACGGCGAACCAGCUAUUCUUCGUCAAACAAUUGACCACACUACAACGUCAGGAGAGAAGUUGGUGGACCCGAAUAGCCUUGCAGCACGCCUCGUUACAGUCAAUUUCACCUAUGGGUCGAAGACGUGGACGCGAGAGGUCCCGAAGAGCUUCUCGGUAUAUGAAGUUCUGGGUUUGGUUGGGAGGCCAUUGUCCGUCAUGCCCUUGAAACUGCGACUUAUCUACGAGACUAACGAGCAAGCUGUGUUGGUGGAGGGGGUACAAUACGAAGGACCGGGGUGGUGGUGUAGCGAUGGCGAGAGUGAAGGCGAGGAUUUGAUCGAGAAUGGAGCCAAGGCUUUGCGAGCGGUGGAGUUGGUUGCCGGGACUAGGACACUGGGGACGUAUGUUGAGGGUCGACAUGCUAAGAUACGGGUUGAGCUGCGUUGA